AUGGCUCUUACGGACUGUGUCUCACUGUUCCUGGGCUCACGCUCCCGGCUUAUUUCACUUGAUCUGAUUGUGGUUCUCUCCCGAGGAACGGCCAUUGCUGGCUACACUCGGCGAAGCACACUCGGCGCAAAGGGCUUGCCGGACGAAGAGCUUAUUUCUCGGACGAGUGCAUCGCUUCUCGCCUCUGAUAAGUGA
This is a messenger RNA of Penicillium diatomitis, 195 nucleotides long. RefSeq lists its product as uncharacterized. Lineage: Eukaryota; Fungi; Ascomycota; Eurotiomycetes; Eurotiales; Aspergillaceae. The record is from RefSeq and is a predicted model, not a curated record. The transcript has a single exon. Bases 1 to 195 code for a protein of 64 amino acids.